UAAAAACCACAUUGCUUUUCCAUCCCUAGGAGGCAGCUUGGCACGUCGCUAAAUCACCUUAAAACAAAUUAAAUAAAUCAGAGACAACCUAAACACGGUCGAACAACGAAGAGAUGAAGACAGCAAAUCUGGUGGUAUUAGUCUGCUUCCUAGCAGGAGCCUUGCAAACGACACAGGCGCUGAAAGAGGAGGACUGCGAAGUGUGCGUCAAGACCGUAAGACGUUUCGGGGAUUCUCUGGACGAUGCCACGAAAAAGGACUACCGCAAAAUAGAGACGGCUUUCAAGAAGUUCUGCUCUGGCCAAAAGAACAAGGAACACAGAUUCUGCUAUUACCUCGGCGGACUGGAGGAGUCAGCUACAGGUAUCCUGAACGAGUUGAGCAAACCACUUAGCUGGUCCAUGCCAGCGGAGAAAAUUUGCGAGAAGCUGAAAAAGAAGGAUGCUCAGAUCUGUGAUUUGCGCUACGAAAAGCAAAUCGAUCUGAACAACGUGGACCUGAAAAAGUUGAAGGUGCGCGACCUUAAGAAGAUUCUCAACGAUUGGGACGAAAGCUGUGACGGUUGUCUGGAAAAGGGUGACUUCAUUAAGCGUAUCGAAGAGUUGAAGCCCAAAUACGCGCACGGCGAACUGUAAAUGUAAUUUAUAGAUACUUGUGUAGUUACAUGGAACACGCCCACUUAGCUAAAUCCUCAGCAACAUCAAGAACAGCAACAACACGAAACGCCCCACUACACAGCCGUAUUUUUAGUUAAUUUACAAUUUUGAUAGACUUUGAGAGAAUUGAUUAUAACUAUAUACCUAAAGAUAACUCUAUUUUGAAAUAAAAAAACAACAAACACA
Drosophila bipectinata is the source of this 842-nucleotide messenger RNA. It is a transcript of the gene Manf, whose product is annotated as mesencephalic astrocyte-derived neurotrophic factor. The record is from RefSeq and is a predicted model, not a curated record. Gene Ontology annotation, biological process: dopaminergic neuron differentiation; neuron projection development. Lineage: Eukaryota; Metazoa; Arthropoda; Insecta; Diptera; Drosophilidae. Gene Ontology annotation, cellular component: endoplasmic reticulum.